Messenger RNA from Cajanus cajan (pigeon pea), 546 nucleotides. NCBI's taxonomy places the organism in Eukaryota, Viridiplantae, Streptophyta, Magnoliopsida, Fabales, Fabaceae. The record is from RefSeq and is a predicted model, not a curated record.
AGCCGCAACUAUCUUUUGCAAAAUAAUAUUCGCAUUAUCACAGGGAGAGUGAAGUGCAAGAAAUGCCAGCAAGAAUUCGAGAUGCUGCUUGAUCUAGAGGAGAAAGUGUCUACAUUACGAGAAUUCGUUGAUAGGGAAAGAGAGACCUUGCGUGAUAGGGCACCACGGGCUUGGAGCCGCAACUAUCUUGUGCAAAAUAAUAUUCGCAUUAUCACAGGGAGAGUGAAGUGCAAGAAGUGCCAGCAAGAAUUCGAGAUGCUGCUUGAUCUAGAGGAGAAAGUGUCUACAUUACGAGAAUUCGUUGAUAGGGAAAGAGAGACCUUGCGUGAUAGGGCACCACGGGCUUGGAUAAAUCCGGAGUUGCCAAAAUAUUCGCAAUGCGGAAAAGAAAAUAACAUUAAACCCAUUCUCAAGGACAUAAAGAAAAAGGCCAUUAAAUGGUUGUUCUUGUUGCUCAGCCAACUGCUAAGUUCUUGCACCAUUGAUCAACUCAAAUAUUUCUGCAAGCACACCAAUAACCGUCCAACUGGUGCCAAAGAUCAACUG